UAAGUAAAGCAUAAGCACACACAAGUCUGAACUUUUCCUUGCUGAUUGGUUAGUUUUUCUCCAAAACAUUUGAAGAAAUCAAAUUGUGAUCUUCCAUUUAAUGCUUUUGCUUUAACUUUUUCUCUGCAUUGAUUUGUGAGGAAGCCUACACACACUUCACUUUUCAACAGUAUAUUUGGAGUACCGCAGAUGCUAUAAAAUAGGCACAAACAAUACCAUCACAGUGCUUGUGCUUUAAGACUGAGAGUGAGAGACUAAACAUUGACAAAGAGAGAAGAUACCUCUUCUUCUACACCCUUUUCUCUCUCUCUCUCUCUCUUCUGUCUCUCUCUCUCACACACACACACAAUGGAGAAGGCGGUUGGGCUGAGCCACCUGUUCAUGACGGUGUUUCUCUACUGCUUCGCCAACUUCAUGGUGGUUCCGGCCAUCACCGACGUUACCAUGGCCGCGCUUUGUCCCGGAAAAGACGAGUGCUCCUUGGCCAUAUACCUCACCGGAGCUCAACAAGCGAUAAUUGGGUUGGGUUCAGUCGUGGUUAUGCCUUUGGUUGGGAAUUUCUCCGACACUUAUGGAAGAAAAGUGAUGCUCACAGUCCCCAUGACUCUGUCCAUCUUUCCUCUUGUAAUACUGGCAUGCAGCAGGACAAAAUAUUACUUCUACGCUUACUAUGUGCUCAAAACUCUGAUUGCUAUGGUCAGCGAAGGAAGUGUUCAGUUUCUUGCUCUUGCAUAUGUGGCAGAUAAUGUUCCAGAGAGCAGAAGGGCUGCAGUGUUUGGUAUCAUGUCAGGCUUUUCUUCUUCGUCGUUCGUGUUUGGAAAUUUGUCGACUCGUUUCCUCUCCACUUCCGCCACGUUUCAAGUUGCUGCUGCAAUGUCUGUUGUUGCACUGUUAUACAUGAGAGUGUUUCUUCCAGAGUCGGCAAUGAGCAGUAGCAUGUGUGCAGCUGCGGAGAGCAGAGAAACUGAUUGUCUUCUGCAGAAAGCUCCCUCGAAGAAAUGGAAGCUUUUCAAGACUCUGCCUUCAGUGGAUGACACCAUUUUCUUGUUGAGGACUAGCCCCACAUUCUCGAAAGCAGCUGUGGUUGCAUUCUUCAUUAACGUUUCAGACGUUGGCCUCUACGCUUCUUUGAUGUAUUACUUGAAGGCUCAGUUUCACUUUAACAAAGACCAAUUCGCUGAUCUGAUGAUAAUUGCCGGAAUUGCUGGAUCAGUAUCGCAGCUGAUCAUCAUGCCCAUAUUAACUCCACUCAUGGGUGAAGAAAAGAUGCUUUCCUUAGGGCUCUUUUUCAGCUGUGCUCAUAUGAUACUUUACAGCAUUGCUUGGGCACCUUGGGUUCCUUAUGCUGCUGCAAUGAUAUCCGUUGUGGCUACUUUUGCACUGCCAUGUUUACGAAGCAUUGCAUCCAAACAGACUGGACCAAGUGAACAGGGAAAGGCUCAAGGGUGCAUCACCGGCAUAUGCUCCUUUGCCAACAUCGUCUCCCCUCUCGCUUUCAGCCCUUUGACAGCUUUGUUCCUAUCAGAUAAUGCACCAUUUCACUUCCCUGGAUUCAGCAUUAUGUGCUCCGGUUUAGCUGCUAUGAUAGCAUUCCUACAAAGCAUCAUGAUAAAGCCUCCCCCAUGUCCUGCCAAAAACUGCAGCAAUAUCUGCAGUUCCAGCACUGCAGAGCCCUUAGUUUAAACAGCAGCGUUUGUAAGUCCUUCGAUUUAUAACCACGAUGUAUCACAUGGCGACUGCUAGAAAUUUAAACCUCGGGUACAGAAGGCUACAUUUUAUGAAGGCCUGUUGAAGAUUGCCUAGUAAAGAUCUACAGCUUGAAAUGGUAAUAUGAGUAGUAAUCCUGUAUUAAUAUAUUAAUGCAGCCUAUAGAUAAAUUUUUUUGCUUGUUUUAUACAUUUCGGGUCAAUCUUUCGACUGUUUUCAGGAAAUGUAAAGCAGUGAUUAUUGUAGAAAGAUAGAGAUGAAAGCUGGAGCUGAAAUUCCCUUUUAUUUUAUGCAUGAUACGGGAAAUUUUAGCAGUUGUAGUGAAGUUGUAAUCUCUUUCUUUCUUUAUUUAUAUAUUAAUGUUGCAAGAUUAUUUAUAGAUAUCCACAUUUGAAUUC
This is a messenger RNA of Sesamum indicum (sesame), 2105 nucleotides long. Its product is annotated as Major facilitator superfamily protein. The record is from RefSeq and is a predicted model, not a curated record. NCBI's taxonomy places the organism in Eukaryota, Viridiplantae, Streptophyta, Magnoliopsida, Lamiales, Pedaliaceae. Gene Ontology annotation, biological process: transmembrane transport. Gene Ontology annotation, molecular function: transmembrane transporter activity.